This is a messenger RNA of Miscanthus lutarioriparius, 1803 nucleotides long. The record is from the annotation of a GenBank genome assembly. Lineage: Eukaryota; Viridiplantae; Streptophyta; Magnoliopsida; Poales; Poaceae.
AUGCCAAAGAAGUCCAACGUGUGGAAGUACUUCACCCGUUUAACGGAUGGACAUGGGAGCGUCAUCAACAAAGCCAGGUGCAACUAUUGCACAGAUAAAAAGGAGUUUGAAACAAAAGAUGGUACGAGCAACUUGUGGAAGCACUUCAAAAAAUUUCAUCCACAGGAAGCUGCUGCUGCCGAGGGGGCAGCAACAGCAGCACAACAGCCACAGCCGCCGCUGCCGCCCUGCGCUCCUUCAGGCUCCAGUGGUGCAUCCACGGAUCAUGAGCCAAUGCUCAACGAAGAUGAAUCCUUGCAGGUGAUUUUUCAACGACAGUUUAAAUCCAGCACAGAGAAGGUGCAGGACAUGGGGGCAGCACCACCGCUACAGCAGCAGCAGCAGCAGCAGCAGACACCGCUGCCGCCCCUGCCUUGUGCUCUGUCACAAGAACCCAGCCUUGAAGGACAAGCCCACCACGAGCCGGACGUGGACGAAAAGGAUGCAAUCAGAGACCUCGCUCGGAUGAUCGGGCUUCAUGGAUAUGAUCCGUUAGUCGUGGAGGACGACCACUUCAGGAGCUUCGUGCAUCGCCUCAACCCUGGAUUCAAGCUGCCUUCGCGCUGUAAAAUUGAGGAGAUGUGCGCUGUGGCAACCCCAGUUUUGCAGUGGGUAAAGCUAAAGUCUUGGAGGCGGCGGAGGAAGUCCCUGUACCUAACGUGCCACUUUAUUGAUGAUCAAUGGAAUCUUCAUAGGGUGGUCAUGGAUGCUUUCAAGGUUUUACCUCCUGGUGGUCACUACAGUCUUGACCCGCUACGGGGAAUGUUUAUGAUUUCCCUUGACUAUAGUGACCGCCUCCUAUCCACCAUUGCACAGCAAAUUAUCUAUUACCCGUUCAUGAUAGCAGGGGAAAUGACCGCCGACUUUGAACUCAUCAUUAAAUUGAAGGAUCACUUACAGUACGAAAUUUAUUAUGAAAUUCCUCACCCUGACAGAGAGAUAAUUUGUGCCACCUAUAUGGACCAUGUGCUUCACUCUAUUGCUCGAUUCCUUCUUCCAGAUUCACAAUUCACAGCAGAUUUGAUAUGGUACAUGGACGGAUUGUCAAAAGAAGAAUACCAGGAACAUCUUUCACCAUGGGACUAUGAAGAACGCUGGUAUUCGUGCUAUUGUUCUUUGGAAAUACAAAUUCAAAAGUUAGAAUCGGAAUCAAAUCUCCAAAUACUAAUGUGCAAUAUUUUGCGGGUGAUAUACCGUGCCAUUAAUAAACUUUUGGCCUCCACCACUCCCACUUCAAAUCUUUGUCUAGAAGAGCUGUUUAAAAAUGUUGCAGACGUUCUUCGAGAGGCACCGUGCACCGUUGACAAGGCUAUAGAAGAUUCGUACAUGGUCUGGUCUAUACCACUUGUACUUGACCCUCGGUACAAACUCAGGCACGUAAAAAGUAAUUUUGAGACCGUGUUUGGUUCAGAGUCAGAGGCCGCAAAUCAUUGCACCGAGGUAACAAGAAGGCUUAAAGAGCUCUAUAGCAGUUACAUUGAAGAUUCAGAUGACAGUAGUGAGGAGAUGGCCAUUGAUAGCUGUAAUCCAACAGAGCAAACACAGGAUUAUGGUGAGUCGGAACUCGAUUGUUACAUGCAAGAUAGUCCCACCCGUCCAACAGAGGAUUUUGACAUUCUCAAAUGGUGGAAAAUUUAUGGCUCGGUUCAGUACCCGACGGUGGCUCGGAUGGCAAGGGAUGCUCUGGCCAUGCCCACAUGCAGUAAGCUUACUUCUGACCAAACCGCUCAUGUCAGGAGCAUCAUUCGUGGUUAUAAUGAUUAA